GUUCCCCGUCAUCCAAUGCGAGAGAAUUUCAUGUAGUUCUCCCCCCUUGCCGGAAGUAGAAAUUGUUGUAGUUUGAAAACUAUCAAAUGUGAAAAAAUUACUAGAAAUGGUUGCUCAACACUGCCCGGCUUUAUUCCCAGAUCGAAAGAUGAAGAAAAUAAAAGUACUUGUUUUCUGAUCCAUAGACAUCCAAAAUAUAAUUGUAAAUUGUUCUUAUCCUGCUAUACUUAUGCAGUUUUCGUAUCAACGCCAAAAUUGGCGCCGGAAGUAGAACUGGGACGAUAAUGCUGAGAAAAACGGCGUGGACCUCUACCUCCAAGUCGAGACAGCACGACUGGAAUGAUUCUUCCGGAGAAAGAAAAUGUCUUGCUGCACCAGCACGCUUAGCCGCGGCCAACGAUUCUUGCUGCACAACGGGUACGAGGACCUCCUCGUCCGGCGAAGUAGUAGACCACCUCGGUUCAUCGCCGAGAUGGGAUAAGGUGAACCGAAAUAAAGCAGGCCGCGAAGAGGAGGAAAGUAAUGUGCCGGCCCCUGCGCGAGGAGAGAAGAUUCAAGUGGAGACAAAUCACCCUAUAAUUUUUAGAGAUGAACUGCAAGGAGUAUCGACGCACCGUGUCCGUUGGGUGGAGCCAGAUUAUAUGCCUGUAGUUCCCCCGGCCCCGCCCCUGGGUCGUGAUCGUGAAAACAUUGAAAGUAAAGACCUCCGCGAUGAAAUCCGAAGCCCCCAGCACGACGAGAAGAGAGACCAAUUGGCGGAAGUUGAUGUUCCCUCCCAUUGUAGAAGUUCUUGUAGCUCUACCACUAGUCCAGUGCGACCAGCGGCGCAAGGCGGUGGUGGUUUUUGUCUUCCCCAAGAGCCGGCGCAUCAGCUCCCGGGGCGGGCUCGGGUUAUUCCUGCUGGUCUGACCCGGCUCGAGGUCGCAUUGUCUCUCCCGUCGGUCCCUCCGCCGACGAGAGUGGACCACUUGGUGGAAAGCGCGGUUGCGAAUGGGCGAAGUGAAGAGACCUCAUUGAGAGAAAAACUGCAGGGUCGGCAAGUAGAUUUUUCGUUACCUGCAGCUGCCAAACCUCCGGAGGAAGAUAUUGUCGAUAUUUGUGCACCAAGAGCUGGUGGAGGAGGAGCAGACAAGAAGCGGCCUCGGAUUGAUGUUCAUCAUCCGACCAUCUACAACAACCCGGUUAAUAUUCACGACGAUAAUGGGCGCAGUUGUGGUGAAAAUAUGAAAUCCACGGUGCUAGUAGGAGAUCCACGUCCACAGGACGAAGAUGACCAACGCGGUCAAGAACAUACAAGACCACCAGGACCACCACAACUCGAAGCGUGCUAUCGGGAGCAGGGAAAAAUGACCAGAAAUUGUGGGCGCGGGAAUCAAAAUAUCACGACGUAUCCACAUCCACAUCCUGCCGAAAUAAAGCUAGUAAACGACCUGUCUGUGUUGAACUUGAAUCCGCCGGCGGCGCAAAGCUCCCGGGGAGCUGCAACUUCCGUUUUCACGUUCAAUAACACGGAGUUUUCCAUCGGCGAAUUGCUGGGUCGCGGGGGCUUCGCGGAGGUGUACAAGGCCGAAUCAAAAAAGAAGUUUUACGCGUUGAAGAUUGUUUCGGCCGACAGCCGGCAGAAAUUGUUGCAGUUUCAGCAGGAGUAUCAAGUGUAAAAAUGUCUGGGUCUGGAAGAGUGCAACUUGUCAUGCUAAAUCUGAAGCAUGCAAAAAUCUGCGUUGCAUGAUUACCAAAAGUCGUCCAGUUUUGACCUAGUCGGGAGGGAGUUUCUCAUGCAGGAUAGGCAUGAGAGAGAUCGCACAGAAUCUGUCAUGCUAGGUCCUCCAUUCCAGACCUCAUGGGUAAUGGAAAAGCUGCAUGACAAAUCGCACAUUCUUCCAGACCCAGACAUUUUUGCAUUUGAUAAAGAGGCGGUGCUGCUGGAGCAGUUGACGAAAGACGACAGGAUCGGGGAAAAGCACAUCGUGAAAUGCUACGGGUCGAAGCGGUUCGAGGAGAACUUGAAUCUUUUCAUCGUAUUGGAGUGCGCGGAUUGCGACUUCCGGACCUACCAGAAAUCCUUUUUGUGGAAGCAAGCUGGGGAAGGACUAGGACAAGGAACUGAUUUACUAUGUGGAAGCAAAAGACCGCAAGGGCAAGAUCAUAAUAUGAGGAAAUUGACGAGUAAUGUGAGCGACUCCAACCGAGACCUCGCGGCCGAGAUUUUCUACUUUAUGCCGCUGCCGCAAAUCUUGCACUGCAUCACCCAGAUGGCGAAGGCGGUGAGUUUCAUCCACAGCCGGAACAUUGUCCACUUCGACUUGAAGCCCGCGAACUUUCUGAUGUUUGACAACCGAACAACCGUGAAGCUGUCCGACUUUGGGCUGGCGCGGGUGGUCGAUUGUGAUAAAUCGCACAUCAGUCGGUUUGGCCACUGCGGGACUGUGCUCUACAUGGCGCCGGAGGCGCUGCACCAGGGGGAGCAGUACGAAAACACGAUGAAGAUGCGGCCGGGCACGGACGUGUGGUCGCUGGGGAUCAUCCUGUACGCGAUGAUCUACGGAAAGCCGCCGCACGACUACUUGCUGAGUCAGCCGGGGGGAACGAAUCGGGUCAUGUUCUGCAUCGUCGACGCGUGGAUGAAGAUACAGUAUCCGGAAAGGGUAAGCUUGGGCUGGCCGAGAAAAGAGGAGUAUAAUUGCAAAGCUGCCGGGACGAUCUUCACGAUGAGCAACGAUGAGAGCUACAACAAGACUUCUCAACAUGAUGAUCUGGAGGCACGAAAGAUGGAGCAUUUGAUGUUUCUGUUGCAGAAAUGCUUGGAGCGCGACAUCGAAAAGCGCAUAACCGCGGCGGAGUUUGAAGCGGAGCUGUGCGGGCUGGAAGCGUUGGUAUGCGGCGGGGCUGAGGGCAGUUGUAGCGGUGGAGCGACGACGUCGAGUGGCAGUUCUUGUGCUACGUUUGCAGCGGGAGCCAGCCGUACUAGUACUACGUUUGCAUCUGCAAUAAACUCGCAGGGACGAGAUCGUUCUUGUGCGACCGGGAGAAAUGUUGACUCAUCUUCUGCGGAGCAGAACAACUUUCAUCACCACGAUCCAGAACUUUGUUUCGACUUCCAGCAAGCCCCUAUUCGGCCCAUCCCGGGCAGCACUGCGACGGUCCUGCACAAAAAACACAUUCCGGUAGCUCUCGUCUCGCGUCCGGGUGGAGCACAAGAAAGAAGCGGUGGUGAAAUAAAACAAGUCGGGUACAACUUUCAGGAGGAAGAUUUGUUGUACAACUACUUCGGAGUAGCUGAAGGAGCACAACGACAAGGUUUUGCGCCGCUUGACUUUAUUGCUGCGGGAAAUAAUAAACAAGAGGACGUCGAUCUUCAUCAUGCUUCUGAUCAAGGCCUGCGAGACGAAAAUGCGAACUACUUUGUUGAGAAGAAAACAAACCCAGAAGACCAAAAUCAAAAUCUCGACCUGUACGGGGGAAGGAUAUUAAACCUGCAAGAAAUUUACGCGAACCGCGAAGGCCGUCGUGGACGAAAAAGUGCUCUUGUAAUUACCGAAGAUACAAAAACUCUGACCUUCACCGAUAAAACUGCGGAAGACGAAGAGACUCCGUCCGCCUACUUUUUUGAAGAAGGUUUUGGCGUGCGGCUCGCGGCGCCCGCGCAGAAGUCCUAUGAAGACCACUCCUUCUUGCCGACGCAAGAACUGCAGGACGAAACCAGAACCACAGUAGAUUUUUUGCCCGAACAACUCCCACGGCGCGAGCAUAAUAAUUGGGAGGAAGUAGUAGAUUGUGGUUCGGAUCUUUCUUUAGAAGCAGGAGACGAGGACACAGAUAAAGGUUGCUGUUCAACAAGCACUUUCAUGUCUUUCCUGUCGCCCGCGACCCUGCUCGGGAAAAUCCUGCUCGCCUGCGUCCUCCUUUCCCUGCCAGUUACCGUCGCGGUUUGCUGUGGCGUGUUUGUUGCGGAGACACAUUCUCAAAAUAGGGACGAACAUGAUCAAGUGGGCGAGCACGACGAGGAUGGCGGUAUUAGGACAUCAGCGACGAAGCCGAAGGAAGAUGCGGCACCGACGACCAGCUUAACAAGUCCCUCCAGGGGAGUUGUCCCUUCUCCUGCUCGCACCAUUUUUUGGCCGCCGGCGCGCAAUAGUACGGGAAUUAUGGGGGGAGGUCAAGGUAGAUCAACUGCUGCUGGAGGCGGAGGUCAAGGUCAUUUAUCAGCGGGGGGUGCUGCCGGAGCUGCAGAUCCACCAUCUCCACCUCCACCACCACCUCAACCAAAAAGCGACGACAGAAGUAGAAGUCCAGGCUUUAUUGCCUCCGCAACUUCUGCUACAGACGGAAGUGAUCAUCGUGAAGGUGGGUCUACUACUGCGACUGUUGCAGGUUCGGGAAGCGAUGAAGACCAUGGUAUAAGUGGCAGCACCACCAGAAGUGACACUGUAGGAGGAAGUGUGAGAAACAAUCAACCGCCUGCCAGUCGAACAGACGGAAGUAUUGAUGGUGGGGAAGGUGUUAAUCUUGAUCCCGAGCAGUUGUUGUACACCGUAGCAGGGUCGAGUUGUACACCGCCAUCACGUGGUUCUAGUACAACGCCUCCUACUUCAACUUCUCCUUCUGCAGCCACGGGAAGGUGGGGUAGCGUCGAGCCACAACUGGCUCCCUCGACGUCCUCUGAUGACGGACCAGAACCGGUCGAUACACAGGGAAGAACAAGAACAUCAUCUACCGCUGGUACUAGUAUACCAAACGAGCCGCGGGGACAACAAGAAGCCGCUCACCGGUCAAGAUCUCCAGUAGCGUCGGGGCCUGGGAGGUCGGGGGAAGAUGUUGGAGGUGUUGCAAGAAAUGCACAGAGCACAAGCGAUCGCAGUGUAGGAGUUGUCCCAACGGUAACAAGCCAAUUACUUUCAUCGCAGGACGAACAAAUAAGAGCCCGGGCCGCCAUUGUUGAGGAGGGGAACAGAAACGCAAGGGUGGCGAAGGUGACGAUGCAAGACUUUUUAUCCUAUUUAAAAACGUCCCCACCCCAUAGUUGUAAUGCAAAUCUACAUGCUGAAAAUGUUUCUCAUGCGGAGCCCCAUGAGAAGCAGUUUCUAGUCGUGUUUUUCAAUUUGUCAUGCUCCAAUCAGCAUGGUGUGCUAGGUCUGUGAUGCUGCUGAGGUAGCUCAAACAGCACUACACUACGAGUCCAAAUUUGUGAUGCAAAACAGCCAAAACUUGUGGAUUUGUCUAGCCGAUUCCCCAUCUUGACUAUGGUGUGGGGACAUUUUUACUCAGGAUACUUUUCGAUCCGAGCGCUGUAUUCGUGUCUGUCGUCGAAAGUGGUGGAUUUUCUGCGCUCGGGACCCGAGGAUGCCAGUUGGCGGCACCGAAAGAAAAUCCCCUCCGUGGAAUCCGCACGCCGGGCUGCUGAAAAGCUGGCAGAAAUCGCCAACAGAGGGCUGUGUUGGCGGCGCUUUCUCGAAGAUGAUGUUGAUCUUGCACCAGAUCAAGAUGGUAAUGAACAGCGCAGAAUUCUUGUAUCAUGCCCAGGACAACAAGAUAGAAAUUCUUCUUGUUCAUCCGCAAUUGAUGGCAAUGGACCCGCACAGCUGGACGAGCUGUCUGCCAAGGACCUAGCUCUGGUAGACCGAAGGCAAAACGCAGUGCUGUUUACGCUACGACAACUCGAGGGUGAGUUGGGGACUCAAGAUUUCGUCGGAAAUUUCUACCGCGGCGACCACUUUUCGUGGGGCUCUGAUGAGGAAGUGGUCACAAAAUUUGGUCCAGCGGAGCGACUGGCAGCCGCUCAGCUGGAGGCGGGUGGUCGUCAUACUUCUACCGGCAGCAGCUGCUGCUCACGGGGAAAUGAUAAUGAAGCACAGGAUAGCUUAUUUGCAGGAAGAAAAGAGCACAAGAGCAUCCUCACGGCAUCGCAAGCUGCUGGAAAGCGAAAGGCGCCGGUCACGUCUCUGGGAGACGUGUAGUAUAAUUGCUGCAGAACGAGGGAACGAUAGACACAAUAACAAAGAUUGUAUAGUACCAGCAGCUGCACUUACGAAGAGUUUUUCCGUCCUCGAAGUUAGUAGUAUCUCUAGACGGGACAACGACAAUUAUUAGAGGAACUGGCAUUUUUACAUGCCGACAUUAAUACGUAGACACAUUCAGGUGUAGGACAAUCGUUUGCAUAACCUGCAAACCAUCAAGUGCCCCCUAUACUCGUUUUCAUGUUUUUAUCUCCGGACUUGCUAGCCAAAAAUAUAUAAAAAUGCGAAGGCAUUUGAUUAUUCGAAAUGGAAUCUCGAAGUGAUAGUGAUUUUUUUAGCCACCGAGAGGAAAGAGAAAGAAUCCACCGAUGCCGAAUCCAAUCCUUCCAGUGGUAGUAGAUGAAGUUGUCCCCCCAACGAAGAUCUAGAGACGUCAUACAUGGUUUGUCGUAGUUGUGCUUACAAAUUUGUAGUAGUACCCAACAUGAUUCCUAUUCCAUCACUUGUACUAGAAAAAUAUCUCGGUCUACUAAACGGGACAAACAAGCUGCUUCCCCAGAAGCACUAGGACUUUUGCGUCCCAUAGGUCGUUUUCAUGUGCUUCAGUAACCUCAACGGAACAUGAACAGGAGGAAAAUUGUAGACGCAACAAGAACAACAAAACAGAUAUUGUCGACAUUUCGUUGUCGGCUAAUUUAUUUCAUGCGGUGAGGGGGC
Amoebophrya sp. A120 is the source of this 6671-nucleotide messenger RNA. The record is from the annotation of a GenBank genome assembly. NCBI's taxonomy places the organism in Eukaryota, Dinophyceae, Syndiniales, Amoebophryaceae.